Cydia strobilella is the source of this 7085-nucleotide messenger RNA. RefSeq lists its product as uncharacterized. Gene Ontology annotation, cellular component: adherens junction; apical plasma membrane; cell cortex. Gene Ontology annotation, molecular function: protein binding; phosphatidylinositol binding. Lineage: Eukaryota; Metazoa; Arthropoda; Insecta; Lepidoptera; Tortricidae. The coding region runs from base 395 to 4609 and encodes 1404 amino acids. The record is from RefSeq and is a predicted model, not a curated record. The transcript has 25 exons. Gene Ontology annotation, biological process: intracellular protein localization; cell adhesion; establishment of centrosome localization.
CUUAUUCAUAUCCCUUGCUACAACCGUUGCUGCCGUUGACAGAGCACUCUACGCCCGUAUUUCGCGUAAUCUUAUCGAAAUGUGCCCAAUGUUGAAUGUAAUUUGUGUAUUCGAUCAGUGAAUUUUAAAUAUUCAUACAAGUCAGCCGAAUUAAGUGUAUUGUCUGCGUUCUAGCUCUGCGCUAUGAAAACGAACAGACAAGCCAGUGUUUUUGUACUUUUUGUGUCGGUGGUCGAAGAGCGGCUUCGGUGCAGGGUUACCUUUACCAUGUGCGUCAGGUAGUGUUUUGCUCGUAUUAGUUUGUCCACAAACUAAUAAUGUUGGCGCGUAGAUACAGUGGCGAGCACUGAGUGAGUGAGUGGUGUUUUGGUGAUUCAUAGUGCGUUGUGAGGAUAUGAAGGUGACGGUGUGCUUUGGGGCUGUGCGGGUGCUGGUGCCUUGCGGCGCCGGCGACCUGCUGGUCCGGGACCUGGUGCGGGAAGCCACUCAUCGCUUCAAGAAAGCCACGGGACAGGGCCCCGAAACAUGGGUGGGAGUGAGAGCGCUGCGCGCCAGCUCCGGCGGCAUCCUGGACCCGGACGACCGCGUGCGCGACGUGGCGGACGACCGCGAGACGCUCACCGCCGAGUGCGCAGCCCAGGCGCCGGCGCCGCGGGCGGCGCAGGCGGACGGCGCCAGCGGCUCCAGCGCGGGUACCGCGUCCCCGGACAUGUUCCGAGGCGGCGGUGGCGUCGGCGUCGGCGGCAGUAUGCGUGUGCCCAACUCCGAGUCGUGCGUGGAGGUGGGCGCGGGCGACCUCGAGGACGGCGCUAACGGGCUGCAAGUCCGGCGCGGCAGCGAACCCACCCUGCACCAGGACACCUUACCUCCACAACGAACGGCCACAGAGCAGACGAAACGCUGGUCAGCAGCGGUAGUCUGCCGGGACGACAACAGAACAACACAGAAAGUGCAUCCUUUGCCGGAUGGUCGACCACCAGACCCUGACAGACUCAAUCCCGGAAACUUCCAGCGACAAACCAAUAGGCUCUCCAUGCAGUUCUCCGGACCUGGGAGUGGAGUAUGGCUAGACGCAGCCGACAGAGUGCAGAGCUACGGCAGCAAGAGCUUACCCCGCGACGCGAGAAGAGAACCCCUCGGCCAGGACACGUCGGGCGACACCCACCGAGUCGAAGACAUGUUGCGGUGGGUGUCCGGAGUCAACAACGUCGCCAGCGUGCAUCCGCAGGAGCGCCCACUUGAUCUCUUACCUGAGGUGGGCAGCACGGAGCGAGCGAUAUCCGGCCAAGAAGUCCCAGUGAGCCCGAGCAGCAAGCCUGCGACGGCGAUGCAAAACGUAUCCGUCACGCUUGUGAAAGGCGAGAAGGGAUUAGGCUUCACCAUCACCACCAGAGACAAUCCUACGGGCGGACACUGUCCUAUCUACAUUAAGAAUAUUCUUCCUAAGGGCGCGGCGGUGACGGACGGGCGGCUGCGCGCCGGCGACCGCCUGGUGUGCGUCAACAACGCGGCGGUGGCGGGGCUGUCGCAGCAGCAGGUGGUGGCUCUGCUGCGCAACACGCCCACAGACUCCACCGUCGACAUCGUGGUGCAGCGGCCCGUCAGCAGAACGCAGAGGGUUGAGCCCCAACAGAGUCCACAAAAAUACUCAGAAAAGGCAAUAGGCACGCCCAACGGCCAUUCCAAACCGGUGGACGUCGGUGAGAACGGCCGAGUGUCCAGUAUAGUGAACGCCAUCAACCAGGGAUCGGCGCGGGGCAGGAUACCCAAGAGCUCCUCUAAAGACGACCUGAUCAAAGACCAGGACAGUUCGCUGCAGGAAGCUUUGAAUUCUAGCUCUAACUCUAUCCUUAGUUUAAGAAAUCGUCUGAUCCUUCGGCUAGACGUACCGGUGCACGACUCCGAGAAGGCCGGGCUGGGCAUCAGCGUCAAAGGCAAGGUCACCGUGGGCACGGACCCUCAGGACCUCGGCAUCUUCAUCAAGUCAGUGCUGCAUGGUGGCGCCGCUUCGCGAGAUGGCAGAUUACACACGAACGACCAGCUGCUGAGCGUGAACGGCGUGUCCCUGGUGGGGCAGUCCAACGCCGAGGCCAUGGAGACGCUCCGGCGAGCCCUGCUGCACGCGAGGCCCAGCGUUCGCGGCAGCAUCUCGCUCACCAUCGCCAGGCGAACGGACAGUAUGGACAGCCUCGCUCGAUGGAAAGACGACACGCCGCCCAACGGCAACGAGUCCGGCAACACCACCAACAGCGUCGACAACAACAACAGCUCCCAAAACUUCAACACCGUCAUAUACAACACCGACAAAGAUAACAAACCCACCGACUACAACCAAAAUAAAUUCGACAACCACAAAGAGAGAAGCAUAGACAACGAACACAGAGGCAGCAAGAAACACGCGUCAAUAAUCACAAUAAAUAAUAACACGAGCUGGGUCUCCAAUCAAUCUGACGAUAGCAAAGGGUAUUUGGAAAGAGAGAAAGAUACGGUUCCUCACGAUCCUAAAAGAGAUAGCUUCGAGUGGAGUCGCCUGGACGGUUGGAAUCCUGUCAUAGAUAGACUGACCGGGUUAAGGAACGAGAGUUAUUAUAUGGCGACGCAAUUGGACGCGCCGGCGACGAACGGCCAUUUUAAGCCUAAUGUGGGACAUGUGCAUAUGUCACGGUCGCCGCCCGCGCACCAUAAUGUUAUUAUUGAAGAAGACUAUGGAACCACGACGAGAGGGAGCACUAGUGGCCCCGGCGAGUCGGGCAGCGAGAGCGGCCUGGGCUUCAGCCGCGACGCGGUGGGGCGCCGCUCCAUGUCGGAGAAGCGCCACGCCGCCAUGGACGCCAAGACCACCGGCACCUACAAGAAGAUCAAGGAGAUCAAGGCCAUGCACUCAUUACAAGUGGGACCGUCACUGGGAAUGCGGAAGUCGUCAAGUUUAGAAUCCCUACAAACAGCGAUACAGGAAAAUCAAAGGAAUCCUCGUAACGAGCCGAUAUAUGCGCGUGCGCAUCCACCGCUGAAGCACUGGCUGACGGACGGCGGGCGCGGGCCGGACGGCAUGGUGCGCGGGUCGCCGCACCACGCCUCGCUCUCGCACAAGAAGCCCUCGCUGCUUAAAUCACUCUCCAACAUGUUGCGAAUCGGCAAACCCCACAAAAAACCGGAAACGGAAAUAUACGGGAGAUCUCAGCCAGGCCGAGCUUCGGAAAAGUCGCUGUCGAGAGAAGCGCUAGAGCGGCACAACCGGGAUGAGAGACUAGAGGAGAACACGCACAACAAGCCCGAGGUCCAGGUCCAGCACUCGCGGCAGAGCAGCGGCGAGCGCUCCGAGCGCGCGCCGCCCUACCGCGCGCCGCCCGCGCGGACAGCGCCCGCGCACCAACACUCGCGGCAGAGCAGCGGCGAGCGCUCCGAGCGCGCGCCGCCCUACCGCGCGCCGCCCGCGCGGACAGCGCCCGCGCACCAAGUGAGUAAACCUCCUCGUGCAGGCCCGAGGUCCAGGUCCAGCACUCGCGGCAGAGCAGCGGCGAGCGCUCCGAGCGCGCGCCGCCCUACCGCGCGCCGCCCGCGCGGACAGCGCCCGCGCACCAAGCCCGAGGUCCAGGUCCAGCACUCGCGGCAGAGCAGCGGCGAGCGCUCCGAGCGCGCGCCGCCCUACCGCGCGCCGCCCGCGCGGACAGCGCCCGCGCACCAACACUCGCGGCAGAGCAGCGGCGAGCGCUCCGAGCGCGCGCCGCCCUACCGCGCGCCGCCCGCGCGGACAGCGCCCGCGCACCAAGUGAGUAAACCUCCUCGUGCAGGCCCGAGGUCCAGGUCCAGCACUCGCGGCAGAGCAGCGGCGAGCGCUCCGAGCGCGCGCCGCCCUACCGCGCGCCGCCCGCGCGGACAGCGCCCGCGCACCAAGCCCGAGGUCCAGGUCCAGCACUCGCGGCAGAGCAGCGGCGAGCGCUCCGAGCGCGCGCCGCCCUACCGCGCGCCGCCCGCGCGGACAGCGCCCGCGCACCAACACUCGCGGCAGAGCAGCGGCGAGCGCUCCGAGCGCGCGCCGCCCUACCGCGCGCCGCCCGCGCGGACAGCGCCCGCGCACCAAGUGAGUAAACCUCCUCGUGCAGGCCCGAGGUCCAGGUCCAGCACUCGCGGCAGAGCAGCGGCGAGCGCUCCGAGCGCGCGCCGCCCUACCGCGCGCCGCCCGCGCGGACAGCGCCCGCGCACCAAGCCCGAGGUCCAGGUCCAGCACUCGCGGCAGAGCAGCGGCGAGCGCUCCGAGCGCGCGCCGCCCUACCGCGCGCCGCCCGCGCGGACAGCGCCCGCGCACCAAGGAAUGGAAAGUGCCUGGGGACCAACGGGCCACUAUGUCAACUACGACGAAAUCCAACAAAACCUUAACGCGCGGCGUGAAAAGUUGAGCGAAGUGCAAAUAGGGCAGAUGAGGCGGCAGGUUCACGCGCAGAGGGCCAAAGUCGAGGAGGAGAGUCGUCGGGUAGGCGCUACCGCCGGCUACCACUCGCAGCGCUCCUGUAGAGACAGAGCCCCGCCCGGCGCGCGGCCGCAGUCCAACUACUACGAGUACGAGAGCGCGCCGCCCAAGCGGCCCGGCAAGCUCUCCCAUUACCACUGAAAAUCUGGGUAGUUUUUAGGCAAAAAGAAACCACUUCGUCGGUCGAUAACGCCCAAAGAUCCAGUUACAAAUCGUCCAAUUAUUGACAAUCGACAAAGUGGUACCGUCGGGCGCCACUCUCAGAGUACCGUAGUCCAAGUAGGUACUUGCGCCUAUUCAAAACGAUCCGGUAAUCUCCGUAUUGUGCAGUCAGACAAGGUACCACAUUGUCGGUUGUGAAGAUGUCAUUGAUAGAAAAAGAGGGCUGCAAUCAGUCGUAUUCCAAGGGAAGGGUGGCCCGAGCUAAGCUUGCAGAAACGCGGUCUCCACUGCGUAGGUUAAGAAAGCAACAGUUGUAUUGCUCUUGCAAAUCGAGCAAUACAGAUGGAGACAUCCCUUCAAUGUAGAACGCACAUUUAGCACCUGUUAUACCAUGCGGCUUAUUAAAAAUGUGUCCCUAUUAUCAACCAACAAAAUGGAGGGUUGACAAUUGUUUUAACAACCUUUUAUACCAGAAAACAAAAUAUACAUGACCAUGUUAAUUAAUUGUUAAGAUUUGAACACAGUAUGCUGUAUUAAAACAUCAUUAUGUUGUAUUUUUUGCCAUCUCAUUGGUCUAGAACCUAAGCAAUAGCAAUUGCAAAGUUGGCAAUUAUUUGCCAACUUUUGUUAUUCUAUAGGUAACUAUAUUUUUAAAUGUUACACAUUUAGAUAAUCAUUGUUUUUCAUAUGUUGUAGUUUGCUUGGAAAAAAUAGGUAAGAUUCAAAGGCUCAAAUGGCAAUAAUAUAAAAAGAUCCCUUAAAAGGGAUAUAUUUGUGUUGAUGUUAUUAUGAAUUAUGAAUCUAAACAAUAGUGUUCACAUAGGUACAUAAAUACUUAGUGUUGAUUCCAAGCAACGGGUACUUUCGGCUAGAAGCUCCUGCUACAUUUACAAGAAUUGACGAUAAAAAAGAAGGUAUCAUUAAUCAAUGGACAAUUGACUAAAAGACUACCACAUUGUCAUUACGAGUAGCUAAGGAAUAUUACAGGUAGUAGGUAUUUAGUAAUCUCGUUUCCGUUCUACAUUUGCUACUUUUCAAAAUGGCCACAAAUACCGAUACCAGAUCUCCUUGAACGCUCACGUGAUCUCGUGAUUCUCACACGAGCAACAAUCCUUUGGGUUUUUCUGCCCGUUGUCUAUUAUUAAAAUGUUAAUUGUCACCGUUUAUUGGUUCAGUGGUCUGCAAACCUGACUUUGAAUAAGUAGUCACAUAAUGAUUACCUAUAGGGCGAGAUUGACCUGUUACCUCGUGACUAGGUACCUCUAUUAUAAUUAAACAGUCAUCGUAAUAAUUAUGUUUUUUUAUUCGAUUGUUUCAAGGAAGUAUUAUAGGUUUUUAUAAUAAGGACAUGGAAUUGUAUAAACAGGAAAGGGCAAGUCUUAUUGUUUUUUAACUUGAAAAAUACGAUAGUCUACUUAAUAUCCUGAAUUCGUCAUAUGAUCAUGUCGGGGCGAACAUGACCAGUAGGCCUAGCACAGGAGCGGCGCGACAUUACAUAAUCUCGCCCGCGAGAUAUACUAUACUACCCGCCCCUCUCUAAUUAAUACAGUUAGAAUAUAACUAUUCUUAGAAAAUCUUUUCUUGGUGAGUGCGGUAUGCGAAAUGCAUACCAUAGACUUCGGUAUGCAGAAUGCAUUCUGACAUGCAUAUAUGCAUAUCUAUGCCUGAAUGCAUUUUUAACCGUUGAGCACCAACGGCUGGCAUAAAAAUAAUGUCGCAUCUAUAAUGAAUAUAAUGAUCUUCAUAAAUUUUAUUCUGUUAAAUAUUUAUGCGUGGAAUACAACAACAUUAUUUUGGAAUUAUUGAAUUCCAUGCAUUCAAUAAUUCAAAGAUGGUAGGAUUAUUUUUAUGAAAACAACGUGUAACUACUAAACUGCCUAGGCAUUAAAAAAUAUUAAAAAAUAUUUUGCGUUAAAAAUGUAGAGUAAGGCGGUUAUCACACAAACUAUUUUCGGAUGCAGUUAACCGUCUUAAUUCGUAAAGAGUUGGAACUUUCAGGUUUUCACUCAAUGUCAAUUGAGACUUUAAAACGAAAUGUUGCUGUACCUAUAGUUGUCGUUCGCCUUUAUUAAAAAAAUAUUACCACGUCGAACGAAACGACCUCAUAAAGUUUGUUACAUAAAAGUAAUUUAGUAUUAUCUCCUUAUGACCGCAAUAACGACAUCGCGUGAGCGCUUCCGGUUAGACCCGUAGCGGACGUUGUGUCACGUCACUGUGAUCUUUUAUAUUUUAUUUUUCUGAAAACGAUAUGUUCGGCUAUGUCCCCAUGUAGACACGUAGGUACUCGAAAUGCUGUCUCCGUGGACUAAACGUGCUCGAAUCGAGCAAUAAUCUCAAGCAAGUUUGUCCGGGGAGACGGUCUUUUAAUAGACAUCCUCAAUGUUAUGGUCGGUUUUAGUCCUCACGAAGCUCGGUCCUGUCGUUUCGUCCUAGCAAAGAUAGAUAUAACUCCGUA